AGAUAUAUAUAAGAAGAGAGAGGAACACUGAAUACAGAGAGAGAGAGGUGCGAAUAUAAAUGAGCAGAGUCUCGUUUCAGUGUCUCACGCCGUUCACAUUCUCACUCUCCACUCUCUCUUUCUCGCAUAACUCACGCUCCUCCUUUCUUCGCUUCUCUCUGCGUGCUUCUUCUACUCGAGCGAUGGCUUCCCACAUUGUUGGUUAUCCCCGCAUGGGACCCAAGAGAGAGCUUAAGUUUGCCUUGGAAUCCUUUUGGGAUGGCAAGAGUAGUGCUGAGGACCUGAAGAAGGUUGCUGCAGACCUUAGGUCAGCCAUUUGGAAGCAGAUGGCUGAGGCUGGAAUCCAGUAUAUUCCUAGCAACACCUUCUCAUACUAUGAUCAAGUAUUGGACACAACAGCCAUGCUUGGGGCAGUUCCUCCUAGAUAUAGUUGGAACGGUGGGGAGAUUGGCUUUGAUAUAUACUUCUCCAUGGCAAGAGGAAAUGCAUCUGUACCAGCUAUGGAAAUGACCAAGUGGUUUGACACCAACUACCAUUUCAUUGUUCCUGAAUUGGGUCCAGAUGUUAAGUUCUCCUAUGCAUCACACAAGGCAGUGGAUGAAUACAAGGAAGCCAAAGCUUUGGGAGUUAAUACCGUUCCUGUGCUUGUGGGACCGGUAUCCUACUUGUUGCUGUCAAAACCAGCUAAGGGCGCUGAGAAGUCAUUUUCCCUUCUUUCCCUAAUCGACAAGAUCCUUCCUGUCUACAAGGAAGUUGUGGCUGAACUAAAGGCAGCUGGUGCUACUUGGAUCCAGUUUGAUGAACCUACCCUUGUCAAGGAUCUUAAUGCUCACCAGUUACAAGCAUUUACUUAUGCUUAUACUGAGCUAGAAUCACCUUUAUCUGGUUUGAAUGUUCUUAUUGAGACAUACUUUGCUGAUGUAACUGCCGAAGCAUACAAAACACUCACCUCUUUGAAGAGUGUUACUGCAUAUGGGUUUGACCUUGUUCGUGGAGCACAGACCCUUGAUUUGAUCAAGCAAGGAUUUCCAUCUGGAAAAUUUCUUUUUGCUGGUGUUGUUGAUGGAAGAAAUAUUUGGGCCAAUAAUCUUGCAUCUUCUUUGAACACCUUGCAAGCGCUUGGGGACAUUGUUGGGAAGGACAAAGUUGUGGUUUCCACAUCCUGUUCUCUACUCCACACUGCAGUUGAUCUGGUGAAUGAGACUAAGUUGGACCAAGAGAUUAAGUCUUGGCUUGCAUUUGCAGCACAAAAAGUAGUUGAAGUAAAUGCCUUGGCCAAGGCAUUUUCUGGACAAAAGGAUGAGGUUUUCUUAGCUGCGAAUGCUGCCGCCUUGGCCUCAAGGAAGUCCUCCCCAAGGGUGACAAAUGAGGCUGUCCAAAAGGCUGCUGCUGCUCUGAAGGGCUCUGAUCACCGUAGGGCCACUGAGGUCAGUGCCAGGUUGGAUGCUCAACAGAAGAAACUUAAUCUUCCCAUUCUUCCUACCACUACAAUUGGAUCUUUCCCUCAGACUGCAGAUCUUAGAAGGGUUCGCCGUGAAUUCAAGGCCAACAAGAUCUCUGAGGAAGAUUAUAUCCGUUUCAUCAAGGAGGAAAUUAACAAUGUUGUGAAGCUCCAGGAAGAAUUUGACAUUGAUGUCUUGGUGCAUGGAGAGCCUGAGAGAAAUGACAUGGUUGAGUACUUUGGAGAACAAUUAUCUGGCUUUGCUUUCACUGCCAAUGGGUGGGUGCAAUCAUAUGGAUCCCGCUGUGUCAAACCACCUAUCAUCUAUGGUGAUGUGAGCCGUCCUAAGCCGAUGACCGUCUUCUGGUCUUCAACAGCUCAAAGUCUGACCAAACGACCUAUGAAGGGAAUGCUUACUGGGCCUGUUACUAUUCUGAACUGGUCCUUUGUGAGAGAUGACCAGCCUCGAUUUGAAACCUGCUACCAGAUUGCUUUGGCUAUCAAGGAUGAGGUUGAGGAUCUUGAGAAAGCUGGUAUCUCUGUCAUCCAGAUUGAUGAGGCUGCUCUGAGAGAAGGUUUGCCUCUAAGGAAGUCAGAGGAGGCUUUCUAUCUAAACUGGGCAGUUCACUCAUUUAGGAUUACCAACUGUGGUGUGAAUGACACUACCCAGAUUCACACUCACAUGUGCUACUCAAAUUUCAAUGACAUUAUUCACUCAAUCAUAGAUAUGGAUGCUGAUGUGAUCACUAUUGAGAACUCGAGAUCAGAUGAGAAGCUACUGUCAGUCUUCCGCGAGGGAGUUAAGUAUGGUGCUGGCAUUGGUCCUGGGGUUUACGAUAUUCACUCACCUAGAAUCCCGCCCACAGAAGAAAUUGCUGACAGAAUCAACAAGAUGCUUGCAGUUCUUGAAAGCAACAUUCUUUGGGUAAACCCGGAUUGCGGCCUCAAGACGCGCAAAUACACCGAGGUUAAGGCUGCUCUCACCAACAUGGUUGCCGCUGCCAAACUUAUUCGCAACCAGCUUGCUAGUGCCAAGUGAGUUGUUAAUGGGCCAACAAAGUCAUAUGUAUGUGAAUAUGUGAUAGGAUGAGCUAGAGUUGGAUAACUAAACGCUUUAUGUCUCCAAUAAUGUCUUGUGACAAGAUUUUGUCCUUUCUUCUAGCACAUUACCUUUUGUGCAGUUGUGCUCUUUUUAUUGUAGGUAUAGGUAAUUAGGUACGUUUUCCAAUAUAUGAAUCUGCAUAUGAAUGUUGAAUAAGCUGUUCUAUUAUUAGUUUAUUAGGGUUUAAGUUUUGUUGGAGAAGGGGAUGAUGCUUUCUUUUCUUUUCA
Molecule: messenger RNA, 2770 nt
Organism: Lotus japonicus
Lineage: Eukaryota; Viridiplantae; Streptophyta; Magnoliopsida; Fabales; Fabaceae
Product: 5-methyltetrahydropteroyltriglutamate--homocysteine methyltransferase 1-like
Exons: 12
Coding region: 60-2480 (806 amino acids)
Molecular function (GO): zinc ion binding; 5-methyltetrahydropteroyltriglutamate-homocysteine S-methyltransferase activity
Source: RefSeq, a predicted model, not a curated record